GAGAAAAUGUAAAAAAAAAAAAUAAUAAAAAGUGCGCGAGUGUUUGAUAAAGACGAACUGUUUUAAAUGUUCAAAAGUAAUGACAUAAAUUACGUGCCCAAAAUUAGUUUAAACAAAAUCGGUUCAACAUUUGCCAUGUGCGAUAAAUUAGCGUGAAUAAAUUGUUGUUACACGAAAGGAACUGCGCAGCAAAAUAUGCUAGAAAAACGUACGAAAAGAGCUACAGUGGCAGCCAUAAGUGUAAGCAGCAUGCUGCAAUAAUAAAUUAAAUAAAAACAGCAAUAACAGCGGCAGCAACAAGAGGAAAAGCCAGCAGCCAGAGAAUGCACUAGAACCGGCGGACCUAGCCCUGGACCCUGCUUAUCCCCCAAAACUGAUUCGUAGGAGCUCCUAUCCUGCUCCUCUGGCCUCUAUCUUUCCUCUACCUUGAAGCCCCUCAGAAGAAGCAACCGAAAGGCAACAUGAACAUUGGCGUCGCACCAACCAAAUGGGAUAAAUUGUCGCCGCGCGAGUUCCUGCAGCUGCAGGAGUUAGCCUCAUAUUCCACACGCAAGCUGCAGGAUGUGCUCCGAGAGUUUUGCUCACCCAGUGGGCCCUCGGCCACGCCCAAAUGCAUACCGGAUGGGGACAUUGAUUUCGAUGGGUUCCGUCGCUUCCUGGACGCAUUCCUCGACUGUGAGGCACCGCUGGACCUGGCCAAGCAUUUGUUUGUUUCCUUCCUCAAGCCGACUGUCACCCAGGCCCAGCUGCACGGGAAGGCCCUCAAUCAAAUGGCCGCCAUCAGCAGUACGGCUGCCUGUGCACCCGUCACGUCCCACACGAAGGGCUCCAUUCCGAACAUCAAUAGCAUUGCGGAGCUGAUGCCGCAGUGCAGCGGCGGGCCAGGAGGAAGUGGCGGCGUUGGAGGCGAAAUGCAGACACCAGCACGCAUCAGCUUCGUGGAUAAAAUCCACGGCAUCACGGACAAAUUACAGCACUCGCUGGGCGGACAUCUAUCGCACGAUCCCAGCAAGACGGGCAGCGUUCAUCCGAUGCUGACGGUGACGCCCAGCCCCUUGGCCAGCGGGCCCAGCAUGUUCCAGGCGAGCAAUCCCUCACGCCGCUCCGUGGACUCAAGUCCCUCGCACUCCCAGACGAACCACUCGCAGAUGUCGCGCAAUUCCUCGAAGAAAAGCAGCAAUUCAGUUAAUUGCAAAAUUGAUACUGACAUUAAGCUCUUGGCUCGAAAACUUUCCCAUUUUGAUCCGCUGACACUUAAGGUUGCGCUCAAGGAUGUCGUCUGCUAUUUAUCACUGCUCGAAGCUGGACGGCCGGAGGACAAGCUGGAAUUCAUGUUCCGGCUGUACGAUACGGACAGCAACGGCGUUCUGGACACUGCCGAAAUGGACGCCAUUGUCAAUCAGAUGAUGGCCGUGGCCGAAUACCUCGGCUGGGAUGUCAGCGAGCUGCGGCCUAUACUGCAAGAUAUGAUGGUUGAAAUUGACUACGAUGCCGAUGGCACAGUUUCCCUGGAUGAGUGGCAGCGCGGUGGCAUGACAACCAUUCCACUCCUUGUGCUCUUAGGUGUCGACAGCACCACACUCAAGGAGGAUGGCAUCCACGUGUGGCGCUUGAAGCACUUCAGCAAACCGGCUUACUGCAACCUGUGCCUCAACAUGCUGGUGGGCCUGGGCAAGAAAGGUCUCUGCUGUGUGUUAUGCAAGUACACGGUGCACGAGCGAUGCGUGCAACAUGCCCCAGCUUCCUGCAUCAAUACAUAUGUCAAGUCGAAAAAGCCCAAGUGCGGCGGUGACCUGCUCCAUCAUUGGGUGGAGGGCAACUGCUAUGGACGCUGUUCAAAAUGCCGCAAGCGAAUUAAGGCCUAUCACGGCAUCACAGGCCUCACCUGCCGCUGGUGCCACAUGAUGCUCCACAACCGCUGCGCCUCGUCGGUGAAGAAGGAAUGCACACUGGGGGAGAAUGCGGAGCUGGUGGUGCCGCCCACGGCCAUCUGUCCGGCUGUUCUUGAUCGUCAGCGCUCGGUUAAUCAAGCGAACAAGAAAUCCCAAAUGCAUCAUCACCAGGCGACGCAUUUCCAAAUCACGCCUCCGGAUGAGCUGAGCUGCCCGCUGCUGGUGUUUGUCAAUCCGAAGAGCGGCGGUCGCCAGGGGGAUCGCAUCCUGCGGAAGUUCCAGUACAUGCUCAAUCCUCGCCAGGUGUACGACCUGUCCAAGGGGGGACCCAAAGAGGGCCUCACGCUCUUCAAGGAUUUGCCCAACUUCAAGGUGAUCUGCUGCGGCGGCGAUGGCACCGUCGGCUGGGUGCUCGAGGCCAUGGAUUCCAUCGAGCUGGCCACUCAACCCGCUAUCGGGGUCAUUCCGCUGGGCACGGGCAACGACCUGGCCCGCUGCCUGCGCUGGGGCGGUGGCUACGAGGGCGAGAACAUACCCAAGCUAAUGGAGAAGAUCAAGCGUGCCUCCACCGUGAUGCUGGAUCGCUGGAGCAUCGAGGUGACCAACACACCGGCAACGGAUGAGCUUCGACCCAAGGUGACGCUGCACUCCAACAUGCAGAAGGUGAUUGAGCUGUCGCAGAGUGUUGUGGUUGACAAAUCGCUGAUCGAACGCUUCGAGGAGAUUCAGGAGAUUCAACGGCAGAGCAGCAGCAGUAGCACUGGGAAGCAGUCAAUGGCUGCCACUUCUGCCACAUCGAUUAUGAUGGCAACGGCGACCGAGUUCCGGCUGGAGGAGGAGGAGCAAAAGUACCUUCAGCAGGAUGGAGCUGGGGACAGCAGCAACAACAACACCACCACCACCACAACGAAAACGACAACCACCAAGAGCAUUUCAAUGUCCACGUUCGAAUCGAAACGCAUGAGGACCACAUUGAGGGGCACGCUGAGCAGCAGAAGCAGCAGCAGCAACACCAGCAGCGGUGGGAACAGUACUGGAAACACACAGCCACAGGCAUCGAUGGAGGGAGGCGAGUCGGAUGGCGAGGUGGUGGUGUCGCCUGGGGCUGGAGAUGCAGCUGGAGAUGAAGCGGAAACCCAACAAGUACCAGCCAGAAGGACAGAUGAAACAGAAAAGCAAUCACUCGAGACGCUGCUGCUGCAACACAAGCGCCAACAGCAGCGACAGAAGCAACAACAGCUGGAGCUGGAGCUGCAGGAGCAACUUGAACAGGAAUUGGCAUCGGAUGCUCGAGUGGAAGUUGCAACAGCAGCACCAUCAUUUGGGAAUAAUCAAAGCGAUAAUAACAGUCAGCGCAAUAAGCAAAACAACAUCCUUAAACAGCAAAUUACAUUGUCAUUGGAUUUGUCCGACCAUGACAACGACAACGACAACGAGGAAGAGGAGGACAGAGACGAAGUUCAGCAGAAACCUAGCAACAACAAUGGCAGAGCCAGAGUGGCACAGAGCCACAGCACACCGCAAACACCCCUCACACCCCUCACACCCAUCACGCCAACAACACCAAAUGCACCCUGCAGCAUGCCACAGAAGCCCAUCAAAGUUCAGUCGGACAAGGACUGCACAGUGCCGUAUAAUAUAAUCAACAAUUAUUUCUCCGUCGGUGUGGAUGCCGCCAUCUGUGUCAAAUUUCAUUUGGAGCGAGAGAAGAACCCGCACAAAUUCAACAGCCGGAUGAAGAACAAACUUUGGUACUUUGAAUAUGCAACGUCCGAAACGUUUGCAGCGUCCUGCAAGAACCUACACGAAAGCAUCGAGAUUGUGUGUGACGGUGUGGCCUUGGACCUCGCCAACGGUCCCCACCUGCAGGGAGUGGCCCUGCUCAACAUCCCCUACACCCACGGCGGCUCCAAUCUGUGGGGAGAGCAUCUGUCCCAGAAGCGGAUGCGCAAGAGCGCCGGUCCCUUUGGCAAAAGCAAGAAGCUCAAGUCCAGCGACAAAGAGCUCUCGGCCACCAGCUUCACCUCCGUGGAUCUCUCGGUGGCCAUACAGGAUAUUGGUGAUCGUUUGAUAGAAGUAAUUGGCCUGGAGAACUGUCUGCACAUGGGCCAGGUGCGAACGGGUCUGCGCGCCUCCGGUCGCCGUUUGGCGCAGUGCAGUGAGGUCAUAAUCAAGACGAAAAAGACUUUCCCCAUGCAGAUCGACGGCGAACCCUGGAUGCAGAUGCCCUGCACGAUCAAGGUGACCCAUAAGAACCAGGUGCCCAUGCUGAUGGCUCCCAGAUCGGAGAAAGGACGCGGCUUCUUCAAUAUGCUGUGCAGCUGAUUCAGGCGCAGCGCAUCGACUGACUUUAUGGGCCGACAGGCCAUCGAGUCAGCCGAUGAGCUGGAUGACGAUGAAUUUCGGAUCGUAACUAGGAGCACCACCGUCCAUAAUAUAGCCUAGCGUACAUAGCUUUAGCCCCGCCCCGGCAUACCAACGGAUCGUCUCGAUGUGGUUGACAUCACUUUCCUUUCAUUCUAUAUACA
Messenger RNA from Drosophila guanche, 4420 nucleotides. It is a transcript of the gene Dgk, whose product is annotated as diacylglycerol kinase 1. Gene Ontology annotation, molecular function: ATP-dependent diacylglycerol kinase activity; calcium ion binding. The coding region runs from base 462 to 4217 and encodes 1251 amino acids. The transcript is spliced from 21 exons. Gene Ontology annotation, cellular component: plasma membrane. Gene Ontology annotation, biological process: diacylglycerol metabolic process; lipid phosphorylation; intracellular signal transduction. NCBI's taxonomy places the organism in Eukaryota, Metazoa, Arthropoda, Insecta, Diptera, Drosophilidae. The record is from RefSeq and is a predicted model, not a curated record.